Molecule: messenger RNA, 645 nt
Organism: Culex quinquefasciatus (southern house mosquito)
Lineage: Eukaryota; Metazoa; Arthropoda; Insecta; Diptera; Culicidae
Exons: 3
Coding region: 136-465 (109 amino acids)
Cellular component (GO): centrosome; ciliary basal body
Source: RefSeq, a predicted model, not a curated record
AAAGUGUCGGAAUUUCACUCGCGUUUGUUUACGUUCCUUCUCAAGCAAACAUUUUUUCCGUUAAAAUCGUUUCUGCUAAAUAUUAGGAAAUACCUAGCUUGUACUGUGUAGUUUUGGUCAAAUAUAAAAAUCACAAUGUUUGAAGCCGCCGCUCGCCUUCAGGCCCACAACCAGGACAUGGUCAAAUGCCUCUCGCAGCUGCGAACCCAGCGCCAGAAGCUGGCCGACCGGGUGGCCACCCAGCAGCAGGAACGGCUCGCGCUUCAGACGGAAAUCGGCAACCUGCAGCGACAGCUCGACUCGCUGGACGAAUCGCUGGAGCAGAACCGCCGCAAGCUGCACGAGCAAGAAGCCAAACUGGCGGACACCGAGGCCGGAUAUAGUAAGGUCGUGGACACGAUGCACAUCCUGCUGAUGUCGGUGAAAAAGGACGGGGAGCGGGAGAUGAAGCAGGAGGCGACGUAGGAUGAUUUGGUUGAAUGGUUGUUUAUUUCAUUAUGAAUAAUUUUUCCCUACAAUUCAAUGAUAACUUAGAAUAACGAACCUUCUAAUUAAUUAGCAAAAUAGGCACAUAUUCACACUAACCAACUUUGAAUCGAGAAUAAAUACAAAAAUCCUACUUAGUUUUGGUAUGAACUUGAAAAA